AUGUUCUCAAUUCUUGAGAUGAUCACGCCAGCACUCUACUGUCUCUAUCCAGUUGUGGUUUUGCUCGGCUUCCUUGUUGCCUUCUUUACCUCUGAUGGCAUUUCAGGGCCCGCCUACAACAAAAAGACCAUCAUUCUCUUGCUCAGUGUUUUCUCGUGUACCCAGUUUGCUCAACUUUCUACAGUCAUACUCCAGAGCUACUUAUUCCCAAGCUUUGUCGCCCCAGAAUAUUUCGUCAUCGGCACUGUCUCCUGCUUUUCCCUAUCGAUUCUACAGAUAGAUGGCCUUCUGAACAGUUCCGUCCCGGAUUGGUAUUCUUUUCGCUGCUCAUGGAUAAUCGCGAUUCCUUUCGAGAUUAGCAUAGCGCUCCUUUCGAUCUCGACGUCAACUUCAGUGUGGCCCUCUCUUCCAGACUCCACUAGGGUAGCCGUCAUAUGUCUGGCAACCUCAAGAAGCCUCCUGCUCUGCAUUCUUGUUUCCCCCCGCAAUACAUGGUGUGGAUUCAACUCCGAUCAUACAUCGAUAAGUGACGACGAAGAACACUUUCUGCUUCCAUCUGGAGACCCGACCCCAAGAGACAUUAACAGCCGCACUUCGAGGAUGCUUGACGGCCCCAUCUAUGGAUCAAUCAGGGAAGCAGACAACAGCCGAGGGAUCGCUUCAGGGAACAAUGAAAGCGGUGACACCGAGGAAUCGAUUUUUGGUAGGGAUCCUUCAAGGAGUGCCUGGACCCGGAAUGUGAAAGAUUUUGUGAAGCUCACCCGCCUUAUCAAGCCUGAUGGUCUCCGCCGACUUCAAAUUCAAGUAAUUAGCGUUAUCAUCGGUCUUCUCGCUUCCACUUGCAUAAAUUUCCUGGUUCCUAUCCUGACUGCCCGUGUCGUGAACGAACUAUAUAGCAACGACACUGACGCACCAUGGGUUGGAGUCAUGAUUUUGUCUGCUCUCUGCUUUUCCGGCACUGCCAUUACACUAUUCUGCGAAUACCUCUGGAUUCCCUUCAAAUGCUUCAUAACGGAAACUUUAAGCCGAAAGGCCUAUUCGCAUUUCCUUCACCUCUCUUCUGAUUUCCACAACGCGGAGAACAUUGCUGAGAAGACAACCUCGAUCCAGGGCGCAAAUGUGAUGUCAGAAGUUCUCGAAUUUUCUUUCCUCCAAUUCUGUCCAUGGCUUGUGCAGUUAUGUUCGGCGACCAUUUACUUGUCUAUCGUUAUGGUACCCUACCAAGGUUUUAUAUUGGCCGGAAGCAUGUUUAUACACCUCUUUCUAACCAGCAAACUUGCACAUGAAGUUUCAUGGGAAAACGAGGCAUUUUCAAAGCUAUUUCAAAAAGAACAGUUGAUCAGGCAUAACGGAUUUCGAGGAUCGAAGACUAUCCAAGCCCUGAAUCAGAAUGGCUACGAAGACAAUCUCCACUCCAAUGCGGUAUCCACACGGAUGUGUCAAGUCAAGACAUACGCCCAAAGACGGGGUCAAGUAGCCGGUUUCCAAAGAAUCUUACUGGCCCUUGGCCUAACCGUAAGUCUAUGCCAUGCCAUCAGCCAGGCGACUGUGGGGUUAGCAACAGUCGGACACCUGGCAAUGCUCAUCGUGUUCUGGUCCCAACUCCACAUCACAGUCCGCUCUCUCUCAAGGGCCGUCCAAAACACUAGCCAAGGAUUUUCACAAGCUGCUGCAUUCUUCAGGUUGUUGCAUAGAACACCUGCCGUGUACAACAGGCAGAAUGCUCGGCCCUUGAAGCGUAUGGCCGGAAAGGUCAAAUUUGACGGCGUAUCUUUCGCCUUUAGGGAACAAAAGACUGUCAUUGAUAACGCAAGCUUUGAAGUCGCUGGCGGCGAAACCGCUUACAUUAUUGGGGACAAGGGAUCAGGAAAGUCAACGCUUCUUAAUCUUCUUAAUCGAUCAUCCAAUGUAACCAAGGGCGCUAUUCUCAUUGAUGGUCAGGACAUUCGUGAUGUCGACCUUUUUAGGCGAGUACCCAUACAUUCAGUAGUCUAUCUCGGGUCAGCUACUGACAUUUGUUUUAGUUUACGAGAUAGGGUCGGAAUUCUUUCAGAUACGUGCUAUAUUUUUGAUGACACUAUCUUGAACAACGUGCGAUAUAGUCGUGUCACAGCAAGCGACAGCGAGGUAUUCCGGGCCUGCAAGGCGGCUGUCCUUCAUGACGAAAUUCUACGGUUCCCUCAAGGUUACGCGACAGUAGUUGGCGACAAUGGCAUAAAACUCUCGGUUUCUGAGGUACAGAAAAUUGCGAUCGCCCGUGAGUUUUUACGGGAUCCAGAUAUCCUGGUUCUAGAUAACGCAACAAGUGCUUUGGAUCCCUCCACAGAGCAACGAAUAAUGGUUUCUCUUACAAAGCGCAAGCGAACUACCUUUAUUGUCCAGUGUGUACACUCUCUAGCGCUUAAUUUCAAUAUGAGCCUAACUCGUUUAGCCGUGAUCUCGCAAAAUCUCUAG
This is a messenger RNA of Clonostachys rhizophaga, 2454 nucleotides long. The record is from the annotation of a GenBank genome assembly. NCBI's taxonomy places the organism in Eukaryota, Fungi, Ascomycota, Sordariomycetes, Hypocreales, Bionectriaceae.